AUGGGUGAUAUGAAGACCCCUGAUUUUGAUGAUCUCUUGGCUGCCUUUGACAUCCCUGAUGCAACCAGUCUGGAUGCCAAAGAGGCCAUUCAUGGGAAUCAGGAUGAAGGAGAUGGACACCUAAAACACUCAGAGAUGUGUAUGGAUACUACAGUUUCAAUCCCUCAUCCAGUGCCCACAGCCGAUGCCCCUGCUGUCAGUGUUAUAGUGAAAAACACCAGCCGCCAGAAUUCUUAUGAAAACCUUGUGGAGAAGGAGAGCCCUCAUUUGGGGCACCUUUUACAGAAUGGCUUCAAAAGUUCUGUGGGUUCACUGGAGACGCAUCCCUCCAGCUAUCCAAGGUUGGAUAGCUCUUCUGUCAAUGGAGAAAAUUUUAAUCAUUCCUUGGAAAAGACCCCUGUCCUCUACAAGCCUGAAAAAGGUCCCACUUUGUCAGAAUCUGUGUCUCAGUUUAGUCCUAUUUCUAGCCCAGAAUCUGAAGAUAUUCAGAGCAAUGGAAUCGAUGACUGUCCAAAAUCUGCAGAGACUUCAUACUUCCCAUCUGAUUCACUUUUUACAUCACCGACAGUUACUGUUUUAGACUAUCUUGAAAAAGCAGAUGUACCAGACUCGGGAUGCAAUUAUAGUCACUGCGGUUCAAAAGGUGUGGAUGAUCUCGAGUCUGAUAGUUCAUCUUUCAAAGAUGACCUGGUUGGCAAAAAUGCUGAUUCCGCAACUAAGAGUGACUGCAGCCAAGACUGUAGAACAAAUACAUAUCCAACCCUAGAGACAAAUUCUCCUUCCCGUCCAUGCGCCAAAGCUCAUACAUCCAGAUUAUCUUCUUGUAUUGAUGCUUUAGCAGCCCUAAAUCCUAAAAAAGAUUCAGGUGGGCAUAUUAAUUCAAAGGACAUUCCAGUUACCCCUAAAGAGACAGUGAAAAUUAGUCAAAAAAUACCCAUAUCCCCAAGGAGCCCAAAAAGUCCUCUGGAGGUGGUGAAACGCUUCACGAAGCAGCCUGACAGCCCAAUGAGUAUUUGCAGUGACAGCAGUGGUAAAGCAUCUCCAGCUGUCGCUACUGGCUCGCCUCCAGCCAUUCCACGAGUCAGAAUAAAGACAAUCAAAACCUCAUCUGGAGAAAUCAAACGCACCGUCACAAGCAUAUUACCAGACUCUGAAACCGAAGAUCUGAUGUCACCCUUUGGGUCAUCACCAUCUCAGUCCUCAGUUGAAGAGGCCUUCUCGAAAACGUUACCCCCGAAUCAUUCAACUGAUAUUAUUUCAGAGGUAAUUUUUGAAGAUGGAAGUCAGGAGGCUUCAAAGAUGGCUUCAUCAGGCAGCACAAAAUCAGUGAGGAGCUCAAAGUCACCUCAAAUCCAAAAUAUUGGUCAUGCUUUGAAGACAACAGAAGGUGGAACCCAGCAAAGGAAGGCCACUUCUGCUCAGAUUGGUUCUUCUGCCAACACAAACUACCUUCCGAAGGCAUUACACCUAGCAAACCUAAAUCUAGUCCCACAUAGCGUGGCUGCUUCGGUUACAGCAAGAUCUUGCACAAACAGACAGGAGCCCUCUCAGUUAUCAUCAUCAAUGGUGUGUAGUUCAGUACCAUUGGUGCAUCAAGUUAAAAAAGUCUCCCCAAACACACGAGCUGUUGUUCCAAAUACUGCAGCCGGAACCUUAAAUAGACUGUUGAAUUAUUCAAACCCAGUGCCAACAUAUGUUCCCAACCUUAGUCCACCACCCGGCACCAACAUCAAGCUCCCAACACAAGGUUAUUGCUGCCUAGAGUGCGGAGACUCAUUUGGGCUGGAAAAGAGUCUUUCUUACCAUUACAGUCGCAGGAGUGUGCAUAUUGAAGUCGCAUGCACCCACUGCUCCAAAACGUUGGUGUUUUUUAACAGAUGUGCCCUUCUGGCACAUGCUCGAGAUCACAAGAACAAAGGAAUGGUAAUGCAGUGCACUCAGUUGUUUAUGAAGCCCAUCGCUGUUGACCAGAUGUUGGUGCCCACCAAGACUAGUCUGCAGUCUGCAAUUCAGAUACCUUGUGGGAACACCACCACAGAGCCGUCCAAAGGCCAAGUGGUCUUGCCACUUUAUCCUGACAAUGUUAUCAGAAAUGGAUCUAAAUGUCUGGAAUGUAAUAAACAAAUAUCAGACUAUACAGCACUUGCAAGACACUAUCAAAAAUCGUCAGAGGAUGAAGGACUGAUCUGCAAGGUUUGCUCAAUGCUGCUACCCAACAAGUGCAGCUACAGGGCCCAUCAGCGCAUUCAUACACACAAAUCCCCUUAUUGCUGUCCUGAAUGUGGUGCACUCAGUCGCUCAGUGGACAUCCAGAAGCAUGUGAAGGAGAAUUGUCUUCACUAUACCCGUAAAAUUGGGUACUCGUGUCUGCAUUGUGAAAUGCUUUUCAUGUCACUGUCCCACUUGAAGAGUCACAUUGAGGAGAAGCAUUGUGAGGUCUUUUAUAAGUGCACAACCUGUCCUGUAGCCUUCAAAUCUUAUGAUGGCUGUCUGAUGCAUGUGAAAAACAAGCAUGGUGGCAGCGAACCCAACCAUCAGGUGAUCUACAAGUGCUCUUGCGAAACGGUCUUUAAACGGAGGCAAUUAUUAUACCAACAUUUUCAUAAUCGCAUAUGUGUCUUCAAGUGUCCCGAGUGCACUUCGCUCUUCCCAGAGAAACUGCCUUUGGUGCAACAUUUCAAGAAUACCGGUUGGACCUGUGGAGUUUGUCUCCUCUGGGUCCCUGACAGAGAGACUUAUGUCAGUCACAUGAAGACCAGCCAUGGCAAGUCUUUAAAGAGGCAACCAUGUCGAUUAUGUGAAAGGUCUUUUAAUUCACCUAUGAGUCUUAAACGACACAUUCAAAAUGAUCACAAUGGGAAAAAGAAAGUUUAUACAUGCUGGUACUGCACAAGUGAGAGGAUGUCCUUCACUGAACACUCUUUGCUAAAGAAUCACAUCAGUUUGAUGCAUGGAAGGCCAAAAAAGAGAAGAGCAGAACACCCAGAUGGAGUAAAAGGAAAUGGAGAAACAUCACACAACACCCCAUCUAAGCGACAUAAGCCACUUUAUCGAUGCGCCAAGUGUGGCUUUACCUCUGAAGCCCAGGCCCAGUUUCAGGAGCACAUACCUCAACACAAAAGCGACAGCAACACACCCCAGUGCCAGCACUGCGGCCUUUGUUUCACGUCUCAGCUAGCACUCAGCAGACACCUCUUCAUUGUACAUAAGGUCAAAGAACCAGAAGAGCAUGAAGACUUUAAAGAUGGGAAAGAACGAGAGAUCUCGACAGACUUGAGCGAUGAAACUGUACCUCUUUUGCGAAAUAAAACUGGCCUGUCCACAGCAGAGGAGCAAUUAGGACUCCACAAUGUGCCCACAGACACUGAUUACAACACACAGACAUCAGAAAACAGUGGACUAGAAGAUAAAAAGGCCUGA
This is a messenger RNA of Danio rerio (zebrafish), 3420 nucleotides long. It is a transcript of the gene znf592, whose product is annotated as zinc finger protein 592. Gene Ontology annotation, cellular component: nucleus. The record is from RefSeq and is marked provisional. NCBI's taxonomy places the organism in Eukaryota, Metazoa, Chordata, Actinopteri, Cypriniformes, Danionidae.